Messenger RNA from Cololabis saira (Pacific saury), 2551 nucleotides. Its product is annotated as forkhead box protein P1-B-like. Bases 111 to 1892 code for a protein of 593 amino acids. The transcript is spliced from 17 exons. The record is from RefSeq and is a predicted model, not a curated record. Gene Ontology annotation, biological process: regulation of transcription by RNA polymerase II. Gene Ontology annotation, molecular function: RNA polymerase II cis-regulatory region sequence-specific DNA binding; DNA-binding transcription repressor activity, RNA polymerase II-specific. Gene Ontology annotation, cellular component: nucleus. NCBI's taxonomy places the organism in Eukaryota, Metazoa, Chordata, Actinopteri, Beloniformes, Belonidae.
AGCCCGUGCUAGCAGGCUAGCAGAGGAAGACACAUCUCCCCGGACCGUCUUCCCGCAACCACGGAGUCACACACGGUCCGCUAGUUCACCAUUCUGUCAGUGAAGUCCAGAUGCAUGAGUCUCGGUCAGAACCAGCAGGCCACACCAUUCAAGCAAGUCAGACGGAGAACAGAAAUCACACUGAGAAUGAGAGUCGACUGAAGAGUAGCCAGACUCCUCCUCCAGAUGCACCCAGGUGCCCAGAGAAACUUUUCAAUGAAGACUAUCAGGUCCCAGUGUCAUUGUCCAUGAUGACCCCACCAGCAGAAGCUCCUCAGCAACUGCAGCAGACGCCACAGCAGCAAGUUCUCAGUCCUCAGCAACUCCAGGCCCUGCUCCAGCAGCAGAAAGCACUCAUGUUACACCAGCAACAAAUUCAAGAGGUAUUCAAGAAUCAGCAAGAGCAGCUAAAUAUGCAGCUUCUGCAGCAGAAAAAUGCCGGGAUUGUUAGUCAAGAGCUGACGGCCCAGCAGAUUGCCAUCCAGCACCAGCUCCUGCAGGUCCAGCAGCAGCAUCUCCUCAACCUGCAGAGGCAAGGCUUACUCUCUGUGCUUCCCAGCAGCCCGGCCGUAGCCCCAGGCUGUGAGAACGGCAGCAUCCUCUCCUCUGGUGGGGACACAAGAGAGUCCUCCAGUCAGCAAUCCACCACCAACGGCCAUCAGACUCUUCUGAAGAGGAAAGAGAGUGGGUCACUGGAUGAAAAUGCACAGAAGAGCCAUCCUCUGUAUGGAAAUGGCAUGUGUAAAUGGCCUGGUUGUGAGACUGUUUUUGGAGACUUUCAGGCAUUUCUCAAACAUUUGAACGGUGAGCAUAUACUUGAUGACAAGAGUACAGCACAGUGCCGUGUACAGAUGCAAGUGGUUCAACAGUUGGAACUUCAGCUGAAGAAAGACAGAGAGCGACUACAAGCUAUGAUGGCUCACCUGAAGUCCUCAGAGCCCAAACCUGCUGCCCCGCCUGUGAAUCUGGGGUCUAAUGUGUGCUUCUCACAAGCGACGCUGCCUAAAGGACUUCCUCCUAUGAGCCUUUCCCAGAGUGCCACGGCGCCGUCCACCCCGCUGACGCCGCUCUCCGAGUCUCCCUCGGUGCUCACUCCCAGCAGCAUGUUCACGUCAACGCCUGUGCGGAGGCGAUACAGCCGCUCAGUGAGCCAAGGUACCGAUAUAAUUGAUAAUAAGGAGUUCUACUUGAGCACAGAAGUCAGACCUCCAUUUACAUAUGCCUCGCUCAUAAGACAGGCUAUAUUUGAAUCUCCUCGCAAUCAGCUGACAUUAAAUGAAAUCUACAACUGGUUCACAAGAAACUUUGCAUAUUUCAGGCGCAAUGCAGCCACUUGGAAGAAUGCUGUUAGACAUAACCUCAGUCUGCAUAAAUGCUUUGUGCGUCUGGAGAAUGUGAAGGGAGCUGUGUGGACGGUGGACGAGAUUGAAUUUCACAGAAGGCGGCCUCAGAAAACUGCCGGGAAUGGAUCUCUUCUGAAGAAUUCUCAGAACCGCCAGGGCUUAGCCGGGUCUGCUCAUCAGAGCGGCGGUCUAGACGGCACCAGCUCUCUCUACAACCCGGCCUCCAUGGGCAGCAUCCCACUACACUCCUUGCCUCACGUUCUGCAGGAGCAGAUGAACGGCGCUCUGGCGAUCGGGUCGGGUUACCAAAGUGACAGCAGUGCAACACAGUCCCCUCCGCAGGGAUUCAUUAAAGAAGAGCAGGAGGACGAGGAGAUAUGUGAAAAUUACCCCUAUGAAUCUCCGGAGAGCACAGACGAACACGGCCACAGUCCGGAGAUGACCCAGGAUGAGGACAACGGUAUCCCAGAAAGGUCCAGUCUUCAUCUCGACCGCGUGCCUUCUCUCUGACUACGAUGUCCGAGUCCCUCACGGCGAGGCCACCUCACUCACGAGCCCGUAUGACGUUGCAUUCCAAAAACAACCGCUUCAUCCACAUAACUGAACACUCUGUACUUGGGAUUUUUUUUUUCUGUUUCCUUUUGAUACUUCUCAGCAUUACUUUUUUUCUUAAUAUAGCUCUAAGUUGCUUUUUGUACAGUUGAAUGACGUCACAAAAACACAUUUGUGGAAAAGUUUGUGAAUUUUCUUUUAUAUAUCUGUACACAAAAGGACCGCGACGAGCAGAAAAGCCAAAGGAAAGGGAACACUGAUAGUUAGCACUUCGUAAUGAAAGUUUCCCCCAUUUUCGUAGCAGCUUGGCGCUGCGCUGGGGCCACACUACCUGAUUUUAUUUUAGUAGUCAUAAUAUAUAAAGAUUUGUAGAGGAAGUAAAAAAGUGUUGCUUUAAAAAUAAUGAUCACUGCCAACAUGAUCGGAUAUAUUUGUAUUUAAGGUAUAAUCAACCAUUUGAUCAAAAGAAUAGCUUCUUUAUAUCUGUUGGUCUUUUUCACCCCUUCCAUGAACAUCUGAAUUUUGCUCAAAAUGAGCUUGUAAGAGUAGAUAUUAUAGAGUUAUUAUUGUAAACAAUACAUCUCUAUGAAUAUUAAAUUCCUCAUGAUCUAUGUGAA